Messenger RNA from Seminavis robusta, 1140 nucleotides. The record is from the annotation of a GenBank genome assembly. Lineage: Eukaryota; Bacillariophyta; Bacillariophyceae; Naviculales; Naviculaceae.
AUGAGCCUCCAUAGCUCAAUCAAAUACCAAUCUCUGUUGCUGGUUGCACAGCUGGUCUUGUCAACACUCCAUGCAGAGAUGUACUCUACCCCAAGGAAACUUCGAUCAACGGUGGUAAAGAUCGAAGACCAGGAAUCAAACCGGCUUGGUGAGAUUGAAUGGACUGAAUCCACCACCACAGUUUCCGAUGGGCUGGAAUGGGAAUAUCAGUCUUUGAGUGAGAUUGAGUUUCAAGUGGAAAGCAGCAAGAGGAAUCUUCAGCUCAAGGUGGAGAAGAAAUCACUUCGAUUUGCAGCGUUGGCUACAACUUCGGUUGGAAAAUACCAAAACUUGGCCCUUAGGGGAUGUCAGGAGGCAGCUUCUAGGCUGCUGGAACCAGAUGGCAUUGAAGCCACAUGUGAUCUCUAUGGGGCCACGACCAAUACAGAUACAAAGGAGAUUCUGGGUGUCCAGAAACAUUACUUGUCUCAAAUCGUUCAGGCAGCAAUUGACUCCAAGCAUGACAAGCUUAUUGGCGGUGAUGGUGAGACUGAUACCCUGCCUGAAAUCAAAGGCAACACCACCAACAGUACCCAUGCACCUGCUCACCAGAGCAAUAUGUUAUAUGAUGGAAUCAUGGUGUCGGUUGCUGACCCUGCUGUCAUCGGUCCCAUGUUGGAUGAAGCGGUCGAGACAGGGAUUGUUGUGGUGACCAAUUCGGCAGAUGCACCAGACUCCAAAAGGGCCGCUUAUGCUGGCACCAAUAACACCUUCAUGGGGAUUCAACUAGCCCGGGUACUCAAGCAACUACGACCUGAGGGAGGCUCCUUUGCCACCCUCUGGGCUCCAGUGGGGAACUCAAUUGUUGAUCGAAAAGAAGGGUUUCGAUUUGAGUUGCUCAAUAACAGUGAUCCCAAUGUUGCAUGGGGAGAAGUUCCCAACAGCCCAGCUCUUGUUACCAACAUAAAAGAUGCCAUGGAACAAUUGAAUGGCUGGGCCAAUAACACAGAAAACACUCUGACUGCAAUUGCAAUCCUUAUCAACCCCUUGUUUGAUGCACCUCACUAUGAAGCACUUGUUAAUCGAUACCGCCACCUGAACAUCACCUGGAUUGGUAUUGGAGACACUGAACGACAACUGGAUCUUUUGGAUCGCAACUAG